This is a messenger RNA of Mus musculus (house mouse), 7621 nucleotides long. RefSeq names its product GLIS family zinc finger 3 (gene Glis3). Gene Ontology annotation, biological process: positive regulation of transcription by RNA polymerase II. The transcript has 7 exons. The record is from RefSeq and is a predicted model, not a curated record. Gene Ontology annotation, molecular function: sequence-specific double-stranded DNA binding; RNA polymerase II transcription regulatory region sequence-specific DNA binding; DNA-binding transcription repressor activity, RNA polymerase II-specific. Bases 786 to 2801 code for a protein of 671 amino acids. Gene Ontology annotation, cellular component: nucleus. Lineage: Eukaryota; Metazoa; Chordata; Mammalia; Rodentia; Muridae.
CUCCCCGCCCCCUCCGGCGCUCACACUCAGGAAGCAGCUGGCUGCGGGCCGGCCCUCGCGGCCGCACACACAUCCACACUCCUCGCCUGGCAGCCUCCCUCCCGCCCUCUUCCCCCUUUCCCCUCUCUCCCUGCAGCCGCGUCCCUACUGCGCCGCCGGGGCAGCCCAGAGCGCGGCGCGCAAGGGCACCGGCGCCAGGGUCCGCGCACCUCGGGGCCGCGGCGGGCCCGGGUCCAGGCUCGCACCGGCGCUCUCUAGCCGCGACCCAGCUCAGGCAGCCAGCAUCCCGAGCCCGGCCCCUCCAGGCGUCGCCCUCGGCCCCGAGCGAGGAUGAGCACCCCGGGCCAGGCAUGAAGUCGCCUCUCAACUUUGUAAAGACAUGACUGGAGUGUGCCUGUGCGUAGCGCGGACAGGGAGCUGAUGCGGAGAGUCGGCCCGCUGCCCUGCCUCCUCCUCCCAGGGCCGCCGCCGUCGCAGCCUCGCGCGGGCACACACACGGCCCUCCGGCCGUAGUUCCGCGCUCCGGCCACGGGCUUGGAUGCGAGUUUUCCUUUCCGAAGGAGGCAGAGCCGGCGUGGAGCGCUGAGGGGGCUCAGCCUCCACCCACGCAUCGCUAGUGUUGUCACGAGCGGGCUGGCCGGGAGAAGGGACUCGCUCGCCUAGCUUUGUUGUGGAAAUCCGGUUACCUGACUUAUCACCUAUCCCAUGGAUAAGUUACUUGCCUUGCCUUGAAAGAAUCAAUAGUGCCAUCGGAUAUUGAUCAGCGUGGCCUCAGGGCUCUCAGAAUGAAUGGAAGGUCAUGUGGCAUGAAUCUCCACCGGACAUCAAGAACCCCACAGGGGCCUGGCCUACUCGGUGGUCAACAUAUCCCUCCCAUCAGAGCCCACGCAGGCACUCCCUGCUCCUCUUCCUGUGCCAGCACGCCGAGCCCCAGUAUUGGAAGUCUUGCUAACAGUCUUCACCUCAAGAUGUCCUCGGGAGCAGGGAUGGCUCCUCAGAGCAACAUGGCCGCGAGUCCCAUCCAUCUGCCUGCCCUGAGCCCCAGGAGACAGUUACUCGCCAAUGGGAAGCCUCAGUUCCAGGUCACCCCGGCUGGUGUCAUGGCAGCACCACAUACUAUAAAGCCCAAACAGCAAGAAUUUGGAGACCCCUUCUCUCCAAAUCCUGAGAAAGGGGCUCUUGGCUUUGGGCCUCAGUGCAAGUCCAUUGGAAAAGGCAGCUGCAACAAUCUAGUGGUCACCAGCAGUCCCAUGAUGGUUCAGCGACUGGGACCCAUUUCACCUCCAGCAAGCCAGGUCUCCACAGCAUGCAAGCAGAUCAGUCCUAGCUUACCGAGGGCAGUGAAUGCAGCCAACCUGAAUAGACCUCCUUCAGAUACCAGGUCCGUUAUUUUGCAAGAGUCUCUGGUGUCCACGACUUUGAGUCUGACAGAGAGUCAAUCAGCCUUGAGUGUGAAGCAAGAGUGGUCUCAGAGCUACAGGGCUUUCCCUUCACUUUCAUCCAGCCACAGUUCCCAGAAUGGCACGGACCUAGGGGACCUUCUUAGCUUGCCUCCAGGCACGCCAGUGUCUGGCAACAGCGUCUCCAACUCGUUGCCACCCUACCUUUUCGGCAUGGAAAAUAGCCACUCUCCUUACCCUAGCCCUCGGCACUCAGCAACCAGGGCCCACUCCACCCGCUCUAAGAAGAGAGCAUUGUCCUUGUCGCCACUGUCAGAUGGCAUCGGGAUCGACUUCAACACUAUCAUCCGUACUUCACCCACAUCCUUGGUCGCCUACAUCAACGGACCAAGAGCCUCCCCAGCCAACCUGUCCCCACAGUCAGAGGUCUAUGGGCAUUUCCUGGGUGUUCGUGGCAGCUGCAUCCCCCAGUCUUGUGCAGUGGCCAGCGGGCAGAAAGGCAUAUUGGUUGCCAGUGGAGGGCAUACGCUGCCGGGCUAUGGAGAGGACGGUACACUGGAGUAUGAACGCAUGCAGCAGCUUGAGCAUGGUGGCCUGCAACCCGGACCUGUAAACAACAUGGUGUUGCAGCCUGGCCUACCGGGCCAGGAUGGCCAGACAGCCAACAUGCUCAAAACAGAGCGCCUGGAGGAGUUCCCCGCCAGUGCCUUGGACCUGCCCUCUGCUCUGCCUCUCCCUCUUCCUCCGCCUCAGGGUCCCCCACCCCCAUACCAUGCCCAUCCACACCUUCAUCACCCAGAGCUCCUGCCUCACACCCAAUCGCUGUCCCUGGCCCAGACUGGCCUGGAAGAGGAUGGGGAGAUGGAAGACUCAGGGGGGAAGCACUGCUGCCGUUGGAUAGACUGCAGUGCCCUUUAUGACCAGCAGGAGGAACUGGUGAGGCACAUCGAGAAGGUCCACAUAGACCAACGCAAGGGGGAAGACUUCACGUGCUUCUGGACUGGCUGCCCUAGAAGAUACAAGCCUUUCAACGCACGGUAUAAACUGCUGAUCCACAUGAGGGUCCACUCUGGGGAGAAGCCCAACAAGUGUACGUUCGAAGGCUGCAAGAAGGCCUUUUCCAGGCUCGAGAACCUCAAGAUUCACUUGCGGAGCCACACGGGUGAGAAGCCAUACUUGUGCCAGCAUCCGGGCUGCCAAAAGGCCUUCAGCAAUUCCAGUGACCGUGCCAAGCACCAGAGGACACAUCUUGACACUAAACCUUAUGCUUGUCAAAUUCCAGGAUGUACAAAGCGCUACACAGACCCAAGCUCCCUCAGAAAGCACGUGAAGGCACAUUCUUCCCGAGAGCAGCAAGCAAGGAAAAAGCUCACGAACAUCUGUGCAUCGUCCCAUUGGUGAUAAACAGUGAUAAGCGACUAACUUCACACCUCAGAACGCUGGCAAGACACAUCUGGAUCCCAUCCCCCUCAGCCGAGAGGAGAUCAGUUCCAAGAAAGAUGGUGGGAGAUGCUCUUGAAAGAAAAGCGUUCGACGAACAGUAGUGACGAGAAGAAGUGCUUAUGUUUUAAUGGAAAACAUCCUUAUACACCAUCACAAAUUCUAACACAUAUCCACAACUAUUGCUACUUGGAACAAGUUGCCUGGCAGCUUCGAUGGCAACCUGGCCCAGCACAAUAGUGCUUUCAUGUUUGAAGUAUGCUGCUGCUUCUGUAUGUGGAUUGGGGCUCAGAAUAAUCCAUACUUGUGGGAGUUGGUGGGGGGCUUGAGGGAGAUUGUCUUUCGUUGGAAAGACCAGUGAAUAAAAUGAGCGUGUGUUCUUUAUACCAUCAGAAGAACUGCAUUCGUCUUUACAGGAGAAUAUGUGCUGCCACCCCUGGGAUGAUGGCCCAGCGUCUUAACUAUAGUAAAAGUUGUUGCCCAUGCCCUGCUCCUGAAACACAUUCCGUGGCGAUGUUAUUAGAUAGGUUUUAUUUGGUUGAUGUUGUUCUCAUUCUUAGAUUUAUUUUUGGUUUGCGUGUGUAAAUGCUUUUACCUGGUAAGUGCACCACUUUUCCUGGUUUGGAGGUCAGAAAAGGAUAUUGGGUACACUGGACUGGAGUUAAGGUUGUUUUUGAGCCACCAUGUGGGGAGCUGGAACUGAACCCAAGUCCCCAGCACUAGCAGCAAAUGGACUAACCGUCCUUAAGGAAGCCGGCACACAGAAGAACCACUUCCUUCUCAGCACCUUCAUGAAGCAGCUUUUCAAGUAGACAUUUUACAAGGGUCUCCAAAGUUUCCUUUAUCACAUGUUGUAAGUAUUUAUUGGUUACCUACUGUGUGCUGGACACUGGUUAGCGCCAUGGAAGCAAACGCAUGGAGGAGAUGUGUUUUCUGCUCUCUUCGGUUGGCAUUCCGAUGAAGGUGAGCACAUGAGAAACUGGUGUGACAUUAGUGCAAAUAGGGAAGACACAGGAAGGCUGAUAAUGGGAUGGGUGUGAGCUGAGAUGGUCCAGGAACUGAGCAGAGGGGCAAAGAUAUUACGUCUUUAAAAAUGAGGGAAAAAUACAUUGGUUGCAGUAUUCUAGAAAACCACUGAUUCAGUCCAGAUAUUGUACUUUCCUGUUUGAGCUGACUUUCAAAGAACCCUGCUAGCACUUUUUGAAUUGUCUGGCUCAUGUUAGGGUUUUUGUUUGAUUUGUGUGUUUAUUUCUUUGUUUUGAGACAGGGUACCACUGUGUAGCUCAGGCUGGCCUUGAACUUGGGAUCUUACUUACUGCUUUAGCAUUCUCAGUUCUGGGACCACACAUAGAAGUGCUUUAGCUUUAGCUUAGUUGCCCCUUUCUUCAGCUUGUCCUCAUUAGUUGGGGUGGCAUGAACGUGACAAGUUUUGGCCAUCAAAACUGGUGGCUUCUACCUCCAGGCACACAGCACAACUCAGGUGGUCAACAUGUGUGAUCCUUUGAGCCUGAUUUGCAGGUGAGGCCUUGGCUGCUCCUGACCAUUUUGAGUGACAUGAGGCUGUCUCUGCACUCCUAAGAUGACAGGUCUAAUGGAGACAUGUGCUUACAGGGCAGCAGAGAUGGGUGUGAUAUGUCAUGCCAACACAUUGCCUUGCGACAUGGUACACAGUGUCUUUGCGAACAUCCAAGGCUGUUAAAGGACUGAAGGCAUGUCUUUUCAUCCUUGAAGCCACUGUUGUUUGUUGUUGUUGUUGAAUCAAUCACUAAACGUUGUUAUGUGUAGUAAGGUCAUUUUGUUUCUGUACCUGCUAAAAUCUCUUACUUGGCACCAAAACCCAGCAUAUAAAAACAUAAGGGCUGGCUGUCUCCUAUCAUCCUGGCAAACCACCUGAAGAAUGAGGACCCUCUGGCGUUGCUUCACUCUGCAGUUUCAGGCAGUCCAGUGCCCAAGCUUAGCUACCUUAGGGCAACAGUUGUUUUCCUAAUUGAUUGACAGAAAGAACUUCCUACAUUUCGCAUUCUUUCUCAUGAUUAUAAUGAAAAUUAUUUGGGGAGAAAAAAAACAUUUACCACAGAGUCUUUGAAGUCUGAACACUAUGUUUAAGCUACCAAGAGACUGUCUCACGCUGCCCCUCCCAGGUGUCCCUACUCUUUGUCUCAGCUUCCAAAACACUCGAGCCUCUUUUCAUGGUUACUGUUCCCUCUGCUAGUUCGUGCCUGUCUUCCCUUCUCUGCUUCAGCUGAACUCUGUCUCCUCUCUCCCUGGGUAAUGCUUUCACAUUGAUUGUACCUUGGCCCUCUGAGCUGGGAGGAUUUAUUUUCAGGGUGACUUCACACAAGGACUUGGCUAUGCCUGAUGCAAAAACUUUUCCUGGCACAUACUGGGCAGGUGGCCUUGUCCCCGCCGUGUUUGGAUUGGACACCAGGAGGUACUAGCUUCUUUUAAACGGUGCUUAGGAUUGCAUCGUGACUUAACAAGUUACACUCCUCUAGUUUUUCCACUUUCCCAUCUUUGCAGCUACUUUGAAAGGCAAACACUGGGCCCCAGAGGUGAAAGAGAAGCCGUUUCAGGAGAAAAAGCAUUGUUGUGUCACGUAGCAGCCAUCCCCGGCAGCCCAUUGUGAGUGACAACACAUGAACAAUGUCCUUGGAAACGCUUUCCUCCUUGAGAACUGAGUAUUCUUGGAGGAGCCAUCUCUCAGAGAUUGCUGCAGCCUGUCUUUCAGGAACAUAUGGAGGCUGCAAAAAUGGCUCAUAAAAAGGAAAGGAAAUGGACCCAAACCAGAAGGAAUUAAAGUUUAAGCCCACGAUGCUCGAUUCUGUCCCGGGGUUAUUACCUGAGCUUUCCUGGGAUGGAUGGAGAUGGAGAGCUUGAAGAAGCUUGAGAAUGUCCCCCCAAAGACAUGCAAAACAAAUUAUUUUUUCUUUUUUUCUUUAGAAACGUUCCCUGGACUUCACUGGUAGAAAUUAAGAUUCCAAGGCAAAAGCAAGACACCUAGUGAAUGACAGCCUUACUUUUAUGACUUUGGUUAUAACUACCUUCCCCUAAGAUAUUACCCAGUUAAGAAUAUUUCACCCUCUUUGCUCUUGAAUAUUGACUUCCCUAGCAUACAAUUUUAAGACAUUCAAGUUAUUCCACAAGUAUUUUCACAACAUUUCUUGGGUCUGAGAUUUUGUUACGUGUUUGGAUGCAUGAAACGGUAAGAUAGUUUCCUUUCCCCAGAGGCAGAGAGGCAGUCUUAGUUGGAGCUUCUAUUGCUUCGAUAAGACACCAUGACCAAAAGCAACUUGAAAAGGAAGAGGCUCAUUUCUGCUUACAACUUUCAGGUCACUGUCAAAGUUAUGACAAGAACACAAGGCAGUAACCUGGAGGCAGGAGCUGAAGUCAAGGCGAUGGUAGAGUGUUGCUUACUGGCUUGCGCUUCUUGGCUUGAUCAGCUUGCCUUCCAAGAGCACCUCCCCAGAGAUGGCCCUGCCGACUGUGAGCUGGGCCCUGCCACACCAAUCAUAAACCUAGACAGUACACCGCAGGCAUAGUUGUAGGCCAUUCAGUAGGGAUUGUUUUUUUCAAUUGACAGUCCUCUUUGAAAAUGACUCUAGUUUGUGUCAAGUUGACAUAAACAGCACCGAUAUUCAAGCUGGAUUUUGACAAGAUGAGGACUAGCUGUGUUGCUAGUUAAUUGGAGAAUGAAAUGGGACUGUAAGCAAUGACCAGAGUCAGGAGUUGAUGUACUUUUAGAGGGUUGGAAGGAAGCAAUCUGGAUUGAAAUGAGAGAAGAGGAAGUGGCAAUGGAUUGAGUGUGAGUGGUAAGAGGAAGAGACAGAUAAAGAAAGCUGCAUUGUUCCUGCUCGUUUGGGUUGUUUAGCCAGGAGUAGGACCCAUCUGACACGGGCUAAAGCCUCGUCUGGGAAGUUCUUACAUCUUUAAGAUUGACGACAUCAGACCCACAGCGACCAUCAGAUAAUGGAGUCAACUGACUGAAGAUACUAAGCACUCACAUAAUGUCUUCACAGCAAUAUUUAAAUUGUGAAUGUUUUAUUAACUAGGGUAGAUUAUAGGCUAGCCAAGGAAAAACAUAAAACUGACCGUCACUAAAGUCCAUUAUGAUGAAUUUAAACCGUGAUUUCUUUAUUUAAAGAUAAGAUUAGCUGCAUGAGACUGAGGCAUCGUGAACUUCUAAGUGUCCUUUACAUCAGUGCUAAUUGAUUAUUCAUUAGGAGAAGAGAAGAGAAUUAUCAGAUGUACCUGGUCCUAUUCUCUCUCACUUAGCAUUGCCUGUUGAGCGUCAGUAUGUCCAGGUUAGCUAAUUUAGAAACACCGUGCCGAGAGAAGAGCUUAUUCUGCUUGAAGGACGUGAGUUAAUGCCGAGUUCUUCACUUAUGUAUUACAUUGUGAUGCUGGAAUUUAUGCAGUUGCACAACUUUAUUAUGAUACGUUAAAACUUACAAAGCAGUGGGCUUUGUCAUAACUGUAUGAUGUUCAUUAAUGCAGUUGUCCAUGUCAUAGUGAGAUAAUGGCGGUAAAACACUGAGCGUGGUACCCGACACAGUGUGUAUUGCCAUCAAAGCUAGCUGUUCUCCAAGGGAUUAUGUGUUACCCAUUACACGGCGUUCAUAGGGAAUACCAAGAGGUCGUUGGAAUAUCAGUAAGCUAACAGCAAUCUGCUUCAGGUACUUUGAUUAAUUUUCCCCUUAAAGUGAUCUUAGCUGCUUAAAAAUAAUUAAUGAAAAGAGAUUAUGAUGUGAAUAAAAAUUGAUAAUCUAGCUACUCUAUUUUCC